Trachemys scripta elegans is the source of this 3186-nucleotide messenger RNA. Its product is annotated as adenylate cyclase type 10-like. The record is from RefSeq and is a predicted model, not a curated record. Gene Ontology annotation, molecular function: adenylate cyclase activity. Gene Ontology annotation, cellular component: cytoplasm. Lineage: Eukaryota; Metazoa; Chordata; Testudines; Emydidae. Gene Ontology annotation, biological process: intracellular signal transduction; cyclic nucleotide biosynthetic process.
AUGGAGACCCUGGCUGGCACGAAGAGACACUAUAGGGAACCCUGCUCAGUGCCUACAGUCUUUCUGGGGAUCCUCAGAGCAACCUCCACAUUGUCUCCUAAUGAUGAGCUGGAGAAGUCCCUCUGGAAGUAUGUGAUGAGAAACAUUCUGGAGAAGAUUGACGACAACCAACCUCUAGAAUAUUUAUCUGAGCUUCGGCUGGUCACAAUUGUCUUUGUGAACCUGCAGUUUGACAAAAGCGCCAAUACCUUGCAUCUGUGCAAGGCCAUCCACGAUGCCAAUGUGAAGAUCUAACACAUCAUCCACGUCUUCAGCGGCAAAAUCAACAAAGUCUUUAAGUUUGACAAAGGCUGCACAUUCCUGUGUGUGUUCGGGCUCCCUGGGGAUAAGCAGGCUGACGAGAGCGCCCACGCCUGGGACAGCGCAUUUAAAAUCUUCAACUUCUGUUAAGUAAGCAGGAAGGUGCAGCUAGUUUCCAUCGGGGUUACCAGCGGGCCAGUGUUCUGCGGAGUAGUUGGCCAUCAUGUAAGGCACGAAUACACAGUCAUUGGCCAGAAGGUGAAUCUUGCUGCCCCGAUGAUGAUGUAUUAUCCGGGGUUAGUGUCCUGUGAUGCAGUGACCUAUGCCAACUCCAGGCUGCCUCAUUACUUCUUUGAAGAGCUCCCCCGGACUGAGAUGAAAGGAGUUGUGAAUCCCGGCGUGGUCUAUCAUUAUCUUGGCAUCAGUGAGAAACCAAUGAUUGGCCAAGCGUAUCUCACCAAGGAAAGGUCUGAGUAUUACCACUUACUGGGUAGGUGGACAGAGCUCUUCGGAACUCCAGUUGGUUUGUCAUUAGGAACCUGUGGAGCAGUUGUUGCUGCUGGGAAGAGGAUGCCCAAGGAAGAGAUGGAUGUCUUAUAUGGUGCUAUGGACCACAGGAUCUAUCCAUGGUCAGACAAGAGUAUGGAAUACAUAAUGAUUGGCCAAGCGUAUCUCACCAAGGAGAGGUCUGAGUAUUACCACUUACUGGGUCAGGAAAAAAAGCUUGAAAUCUAUGACACUUUAUUGAAAGGAUUUGUGGCGUCUACAGAAGGCCGCGUCAUAAUGUAUGAAGGCCUUAUGGGCUAUGGAAAGAGCCAGUUACUUGCUGAAAUUGCCUACUUAGGCCAGGAGGCUGGCUACAAGGUUGUUGCUAUGGAGCUGACAAAGGUAAAUGUGCAGCAGAAUUUUUUUGUCAUCCGGACACUCCUGGCCAUGUUUCUGGGGAUUGAGGCCUGUAAAUCUUACGCUGAAAGACAGAACAUCCUCCAAGGCAAACUCCGAGGUGUGGUAGAAGAGUCCUACUAUUGCUUCCUGAAUAACAUCUUUCUUGCUAAGUGGAGAAAAACAUUCUUAUUUUUGUCAUUUUGCCACUUCAUUGAUCCUGCAUCAUGGGAAUUUCUGGACAACUUGCUCUCCAGCAUCCCGUUUAUGGUCAUGUCUCUAUGUCCUCCCAGCCACCAAGCACGGCCGCCUUGUGUCUCUGCUGCAAACAUCAUUAACAGCACAAAGACCACCUACGUUCAGCUGCGGGAGCUAAAACCCUCUGUGAUCCUGCAAAAAGCCUGCCAGGACCUUGGGGUGGUCAGCAUCUCCCGGGAGCUAGAAAUGUUCUUGAUACAGAGAAGCCAUGGAAUCCCAUUUUACUGCGAGGAGUUGCUGCGGAACCUCCAUUUAAAGAACAUGCUCAUCUUCCAUCUUUGGGAGGAGGAGGAAGAAAUAGAUGAUGAGUGGGAAGGCCUUUUCAGUAAGCUACUUGUCAUUAACUCAUCAUCACUUGGUAACCUGGUCUGUUCAUUCCCUCUGAAGCACCUGGCAUUGGCCACUGUUGCAAGACAGGUUCUUAUGUUCUUAAAUGCCACAGCCCAUUGUAUAGUGUAUAGUGACUCACCCUCCCAGGCAGUUCUCAUCUUUCUGGGAAUGUUUGUCGGCCUGGCACUGGCUGCUGGAAUUCAGGGAAGGAAGGAGGGUGCAAGGGGCAAAGAGGAGAUGUACCAAGAUUGUGUGCAAGUACUGAGCUGGCUGGAGAAGUUGGCUGUUGUGGGGGAGAGAAUCAUUAGGAUGGCUUGUUUCUUUUCUUACUGUUUAGAACUCUUGCUUUAUGCUGGAUUUUCAUUUAAGUCAUUUAAAGAGUGCCUGGAAUUCAUAAAACACAAUGAAAAAAACUGCAUCCUUAUGUCUCAGAACAGCAUCAUGUUGGGGCUGUAUUCAUCCCUGGCCAUUUGGUUUGCCAGACUUCAGCAGUGGGGCAACUUCAAGGAGCCUUUUGAAAAGGCCAGAAGGUUGCUGAGGAGAACUAGCGCCUCAUUCUUUGCUACCAGUGGAUUCUGUAGAUUCUUGGAGUGUGAGAUCCUUAUGCUACGGAAACACAUUGAGGAAAAGCCUGAAUUGGUCUGGGUGACUCGUAAUAAGAUCCUAAAGGACUUGGACCAGGUUCUCUCUCGAUGCUCCACAAGCCCUAUCUGUUACCCUAGGGUUUACCACCUGAAAGCCUAUAUCCUCCUGGUGUUGGGCAAUGAAGAACAGAGCCAAAUCUACCUAUCCCAAGCAUUCCAACUCUGUGACAUAUAUGGAAACCUCCUGGAGAAAUCCUGGCUGGAGAUCAGCAAUGAGUGGUGGUUCACUGCAAAAGGCCCCAUGGAAGACUUAUGGCUGAAGGCCGCACCAGAUUUUCCCAAGUGGGAAAUAGGAAUGACAGAGAAAGACUUUCCAGAGAUCCAUAAAACCAAGUACUUGCUGCGGGUGCCAGCAUUGGAUAUUAACAAUCCUUUCCCAGAACCUGAGAUCCCCGAUGUCUGAGCUGCAUGUAGUUCUGCCCAACUGGAGCAAUUUGUAAGCCUUUCUAGCCGGCACUGCCCAAAUUUGUAAGCAUUUAUGAUAUUCCUACGGUACACAUAACAACACCUGCUCUCUGCAAAGCCUUCUGUAUUUGCUCAUCUCUUCCUUUGGUAAAUGUAGGUUCUAAUGUCUCACCGUGGCUUAGACCAUUUUUCCUCACUGUUAAUUAAACUCUGCAGUAUCUCUUCAUUAUAGUAAUUUAUUCCUUUAUAACCUGGAACAGAAUCUAGUGCUAUUCCCAAAAAGGAAAGUGUGAUGGGCUGGAUCACAGAACUCCCCCUGAGAGCUGCCAACCGAUGUGCCAAGACUACUUCUAUCCCUGUUUUCCCU